AUGCUGCGCCGUGCGCCGUGCCUCCUUGCGACGAAUAUUCCGCGAAGUGCGUGGGACCCGGCGCACUUCAACACGAAUUGGUCUGACAGCUACAGCACCGAGAUUGCGGCCCGUCGUCACUGGCCCGCAAAGAAGUGGUCCAUCGGCCUCGAGCCUCGCACCCCACGUGAUUGGCUGCAGUUCUCCUAUCGCAAUCUUGCCUACGCAUACAACGGUGCCUUGCGUGCCUGCCAGUCGUUUCCGGAAAUGUUGGUAUGCUACAAGGAAAUGAAGCAGCGCGGGGUCAAGGUGGAUGUGGACACAAUGAAUGUUCUUCUUACACGCGCCGCCCGCUACGAACGGAUUCAGGUGGAUGAUGUUUUUCUUCUUUUUGAUGAGCUGACUGCGCUGGGCGCACGCCCUGACAUCGCGGCCGUUGAAACACUGCAUACAGUACUGGACCACAGUGCCGCAAUGCCAUACGAGUGGCGAGAGGCCCGCCGUCGGCAGCUGGUGGAGUUGUAUAAUUGCUUAGCGAUGGAGGAGAUUGAGAGACUCGCCCCGCAUCGUGUGGAUCGGCUGCUGAAGGAGCAAAUCAAACGUUAUCGGGAUAACCUGCGUGCACUGAAGGCAAGCCUGAGUCCCUCCGUAUACCGACGCUACUUGCACACGAUGCAUUCCGCCUCGAUGCUCUUGGAGGAGGUACAUAAUUUUUUGUGGGAACUUGUGGAAAGUGAUCACCCCGCGAUGGAAAUUCCUGCGCUACAACUACGAAUCCCAUUUGUUGGCUCCGUCAUGCGGCGUCCCGAAACAGACACUAAUGAAA
Trypanosoma cruzi is the source of this 805-nucleotide messenger RNA. RefSeq lists its product as uncharacterized. Gene Ontology annotation, molecular function: protein binding. NCBI's taxonomy places the organism in Eukaryota, Euglenozoa, Kinetoplastea, Trypanosomatida, Trypanosomatidae. The transcript has a single exon. The record is from RefSeq and is a predicted model, not a curated record. The annotation marks the transcript as partial.